AUGCUGAUAGUAUUUGUAGGAACUUUUCUGUUGGGGGCGCUGGAAACAACAGGGAAUUCUCCAGCACAGGACCCCGCACACCAGCACCUGAAGGCCCUCCACUGCCCCCCCUGUGAGCGGGUGCACUGCUCCCCUCGGACAGCGCUGAGGCUCAGGUGUAAGGGAGGGGUGACGACCGGUGUGUGCGGCUGCUGUCCGGUCUGUGCCAAAGCUGAGGCCGAGAGCUGUGGCGGGGCCUGGGACUAUCUGGGGAAAUGUGACCAGGGGCUGGUCUGUGUCUUCGAAGAGUCGGGACAGGACAAGACCGAAAGGACUGGAGUUUGUAAAGCAGUCAUCGAGCCAUUGGAGUCAGAGAGCUGCCACCCGGAGUGCACAAAGGAAUUCUGCCGUGACAACCCGACUAAAAUCUGCUCUGCAAGACUUGUGUCUCUGGAGAGAAGAGCGUGCCAGGGCUCUUGUCAACACACGUCGUGCUCUGCCUGUGUCUUGGUCACGCCCCCGCCCUGUCCUCAGCCCUGUCCCGCCUCAGACCAGUCCUGUCUGCAGCACUUUGGCAAAUGUGUUCACAACCACCUCCAGCUUCCCAACCAGCCUGUUUGCCACCACAAUAUACCGAGUAACACUGAAGGACUCCUGGUGUGUUUGGUCCCGGACUGUCCUCAUGCAUCAAAGUGA
Molecule: messenger RNA, 675 nt
Organism: Knipowitschia caucasica
Lineage: Eukaryota; Metazoa; Chordata; Actinopteri; Gobiiformes; Gobiidae
Source: the annotation of a GenBank genome assembly